Messenger RNA from Colletotrichum truncatum, 1263 nucleotides. RefSeq lists its product as uncharacterized. NCBI's taxonomy places the organism in Eukaryota, Fungi, Ascomycota, Sordariomycetes, Glomerellales, Glomerellaceae. The record is from RefSeq and is a predicted model, not a curated record.
AUGGAUGAGCCUCAGUCCUAUCAAAUUGAUGAUGCGAGCGAUCCCCCAGAGUUUGAAACUUCCGAGAGCGACACUUCCCAAAUUGCCACACUUACCCAAACCAGCCGGCUGAGACCCGCCGGAAGCGCCUUAUCAUUCGUGCCAUAUGCUGACUGGGAGCCAGAAAGGUCAUACGAAGGCGAGCCAACGAUACGUUAUAAUGUGGAAUGGACGUUAUUUGUAAAGAACAGGACACAAGCUGGUGAAUCUGAACUUGAUGUGGUGAUAUCACCACGCAAUUUCUGGAAAUACGUCCUCCGACCGAAGGUGAUCGAUGCGAGUGCAGAUGAACCUUGGGCGGAGGAUAAAACGAAGCUUAUUAUGUCCGUCACCGACCGCAGAACAAGAAAAAUAACGAAGUUUUGUAAAAAGUUGGAAGUUGAUUGGCCGUUCGUCACCAGACAGCUUCAAGAAUGGAGCAAGUUUCUCAAAGAUGGGAAAAAAAUUACUCUCACGGUUACGUUCUACUACAAGUGUGUAGACACCGGCAAAUCUAGCAGAGGUGGAGCGACGGCCAAUCAGCUAGCAGACUUGGACGCCAGAACCGAAGGUUUAGGCAGAGGAGCAUGCAUCAAGAAGGCCUAUGCACUAAUGCGUUGCCCUGACCGUUCUUGUACAAAAGGGGACCACUGCUGGCAAUACGAAGGCAAACACUACCGACUACUACCUCACCAUAUAAGGAUGCUUGCGGAUCACCUACAGGCAGGCAGGGUUUUGAACGGACAUGACGAUGUUCCAGAUGAAUUCCGUCGAUUAGUUAUGGCUGAUGCACGUGAGCAAGAAGAGAGAGAACAAAAAGAGUUGGAGAAAUUGCGAAAACCUAAGCGGAGACGACGCUACUCAGACGAUUCGUCCUCUAGUUUGGCAGCUGUGCGUUGUCAUCGAUGUGCACUACUUCCAGGAGAUCCCGGUAUUGGAACCAGCGCCCCCUCAACUCCACAGAUGGUGUUUUCGUCGUCUUCUCUGCCAGGCUGUGGUCUGUUCAGGGAAGAUGCUGUCAGGGCUUACACUGUGUGGCAGCAGUCCCAAGUGAGCACCGAAGAACAGAAAGAGCACUAUGAUGCGGUACAAGAGUUGACCUUGGCACACUGUUAUGACUUGGACAUGCUUGCAGCCAACCAGAAAAGGAUGUUUGGAUUCUAUACAAAGCAUGGGGUUCCUGCAGGUAUUGCAUGGCGUUAUGUUCGUGAUGUGGAAGCCUUUCUAGAGCAGCGGGAAACAUAG